AUGGAGGGGGACGCCGGGUGGUACUACCACAGCGGCGGCACCAACGACUGGGACCUCAACGCCGUCGUGCGCUACGCCUGCGGCGGACGCGGCCGCGUCUCGCCACCGCCGUCGUCGUCGUCUGACGACCCCCUCUCCACCUUCUACCCGCCACCACCGCCGCCGCAAGAGCUGACGACGGGUGACAGGCUGUUCGGCGCGAACACGUCGCUGCCUGACCUGCCCUACGACGGAAACUCCGCCGUCGUCGACGAGCUCUCCAUUGCCUUCUUCGGGCCGCCGGCACCGCCGCUGGCCCCACACCCGCCGCCGCCGGCCGGACAUCUGCCGCUUCAGCAGCAUCAGCAAGCCAUGGCAACAAACGAUGUGCCGGUUCAGAUGCAGCAAGACUACGCGGCGCCGCCGCCGCCCGUGCCGCAGACCUCUGGCCCGCAAGCCUCCGGCGGCGAGGGGGCAGCAAGAUCCAAGCAGAAAAAGCCGCCGGUGCAGAGAGAGGUGAAGCGCGUGGCGGCGGACGGCGUGUCGGCGGACCCGUGGGCGUGGCGCAAGUACGGGCAGAAGCCCAUCAAGGGGUCCCCCUACCCGCGCGGCUACUACCGGUGCAGCACCGAGAAGGCCUGCGAGGCGCGGAAGAUGGUGGAGCGCUGCCGCGACGACCCGGACUCCUUCAUCCUCACCUACACCGGCGGCGACCACAACCACCCCGCGCCCAUCCACCGCAACUCCCUCGCCGGCACCACGCGCAACAAGCAGCAACAUGGACACAUCGCUCCCGGGGGCGCCACGGCGGUGGCGGUGGCGGUGGCGGCGGAGCCGAGCCCGGGGCAGUCCACGUCGGGCGGGACGUCCGCGUCGCCGACGACGUCCCCGAUCUCACCUUCAGCGGAGGAGUGCAACCAGGAGGAGGUCCAGUGCGACGAGGCCGGCGGCGCGAGCAAGGACGUGGAGAUGGAGGUCGAGGAGGAUGACGAGCUGAAGAAGCUCCUGGACUCCGCAAUUGGGGUCGGUGGCGGCUCCAGCAGGUACGCGGCAAUGGAGGACGACGGUGGCGCCGGAGUGUCGCCGUUCCUCAACGUCGUCGAGGAGACGUUCGUGGUCACGCCGUGGGUCACGGCCCUCGGCGACGCGACCGGGUGGAGUUGA
Molecule: messenger RNA, 1143 nt
Organism: Lolium rigidum
Lineage: Eukaryota; Viridiplantae; Streptophyta; Magnoliopsida; Poales; Poaceae
Product: probable WRKY transcription factor 27
Exons: 3
Coding region: 1-1143 (380 amino acids)
Biological process (GO): regulation of DNA-templated transcription
Cellular component (GO): nucleus
Molecular function (GO): transcription cis-regulatory region binding; DNA-binding transcription factor activity
Source: RefSeq, a predicted model, not a curated record